Rosa chinensis is the source of this 1851-nucleotide messenger RNA. RefSeq names its product probable secreted beta-glucosidase adg3. Bases 1 to 1851 code for a protein of 616 amino acids. The record is from RefSeq and is a predicted model, not a curated record. The transcript is spliced from 3 exons. Lineage: Eukaryota; Viridiplantae; Streptophyta; Magnoliopsida; Rosales; Rosaceae.
AUGAAUUCUGGGGGAAAUGCUCCUCUGGUUUUUGAUGAUUCUGCUAGUUUAGAUCCUUGGAGUUUUGAGCAAAAGAGAGAUGAGGUACCAUUCAAGUCCGUUUCACCAUUACGUUCUUCAUCAGUGCAGCACUCCCUCCCCAUCUUUUCUGAAGGUUUGACAGGUUCUACAGUCCCUUCGGAACCAAAUGACUUCGUGCCUGUUACUUUUGAUGCUUCAGAUGGCCCAAGUUCAGACAGUGAGGAGGAGUUGGACACGUCUAUGCUUGUCCUGAGCAAAGAUUCUAAAUUUUCUCAUGAGAAGACUGUUCAAUCCAUAAAUUCGGGAAAGAGCCAGAGUGCAAGCCACAGGUCAUUAGCAUCUUCAUCCUCUGAUGAGGUACAUCCUGAGAGAACCCCGGGAAUUGAAUAUAGUGUUUUCUCAGAUAAAAGGUUUGAUGAUGAUGAAUUGCCCGGCAGUGAACCAUCUCCGAGGCUGAAAAAAUCUGGAUUAGAUACAAGUGCCAAGGAUGAUUUACCUCAAACAGUGAAAGACAGUGAGGAAUGUAGUUGUGUAAGUGAUACUGACAAUGAGUUGUUGGCCUUUGGGGUCUUGAAAGGUGGCCUUCGGAACAAGGGUUAUAGGCAUCCACCAUAUAAUCGGAAUCCAUCAGGCAAUGCUUUUUUGGGCAAACAAAUUACUCAAGAUACUCCAACAGUCAGGACUUCCGAUGUUUCUCAUACGUCUAUUGAAGAGCCAUAUAGCCGGAAAGGGAGCACUAAGCUAAAUAAGGAACAAAGCACUAAAACCCCAGUCACACAUGUCACUGCUGAUGAUGAUUCUUCAGAGGAUGAACUCUCACAUGAAACUCUAAGCAGUAGUCGCCAAGACCUGUACAAUCAGAAAUCGGUCUCUCGAGUAGUACAUGAUGAUUCUUCAGAGGAUGAACUCUCACAUGAAACUCUUAGCAAUAGUCGCCAAGACCUGUCCCAUCAUAAAUCGGUAUCCCAAGGAAAGACGAGCUCAACGUCUGCAUUUUUCUUUAAUUCAGAGGAUAGUGAGGCUGAGGAAGAUGUUCCUAUAAAGAUUUCCACCACCAUUGCUCGUCCAAGUUCAAAAUUUUCUAGAAGGACACAACCCUCUUCUUCAAAUUCUGUUAGAAGUUCUAGCAUAAGGACAACAGUUGUUCCUGAUGCACCAAGGACUUCAGACUAUGGAAAAUCCUCUUCAAGAAGUUCCAAAGACGCUGAAACUCUACCAGAGCCCUCAAGAAGUCAGGAUUGGCAGAGACCUAUAGAACAAACAAGUUCUUAUUCAAUUCCAGAAUCCAAGAAGACUGGGACAUCAGUCAAUGGAAAUUCCUCCUCAAGAAGUUCUUAUUCCACUGAAACUCCACCAAGUGCCUCAUCCCAGACCAAGCGCUCAGAACGUUUGGCAAGUCAGGAGUGGCGUAGACCAGUAGAACAAGCAGCACCUAAACCAAUACCAGAAUCUAAGAGGUCCUCGCGUGUGGAGAUUUCAAACUCAUUUGCAAGGGAGGAAUCAUCCAAUACUACAAUGACUAUUGAAAGAUCAGAAAGCAGCGAAAGUUCAAAGUCCUCGGGUUUUAAGUCAUUUGCAAGAGACCAAUCGUCCAAUCUUCCUGCAAAGGUUGUAAGAUCACAGAGAAGUGACCCUUCAAAGUUCUCUCCUCCAAAGUCAUUUACAAGGGACCAAACUUCCAAUCCUCCUCCAAAGAUUGUAAGAUCAGAGAGCGCUGAAACUCCGAAGUCCUCUUCUUCAGUGGGGAAGGCUUCUCAUGUCCACCUGAAGCUUCCCGACUCUGAUGACUUGUUUGCCAAGUUUACAGCCCUCAGGCAGAAUCGACAAUAG